Messenger RNA from Lymnaea stagnalis (great pond snail), 4845 nucleotides. Lineage: Eukaryota; Metazoa; Mollusca; Gastropoda; Lymnaeidae. The record is from the annotation of a GenBank genome assembly.
AAACGAGGCUAGGUACGGGCUAAACCAUUUUUAACAGGUGACAAACUUUUAGGGGGGUUAUAAUUUUCUCACGUUAAAUUUUAACAGAAAUGCCUAUUUAUAUUGUAAAAAAAUUUCUUAACCUUUAAUUAUUUAUAAAUUAAAUUAGUUUUUAAAUGAAUUUUCGAUUUAAUGUAUAUUUUAUUAUAAACAAAAUACAUUAUUCAAAUUAUUCAUUCACCUACUUUACCCUGUAGGUGAGAAUUCCUCCAGAGGCAAACAGGAAAUAUAGAAGUAGAAGUUGACUAGAGACAAAUUUAGGCAAAAUGGCGACAGAAAAGCUUCACAAGGUUGCCUUUAUAACAGCCAUUAUCGCUUUCGUCGCAAUGUUUGUGGGGUUCGCUUCACCAUUUUGGUACAAGUCCUGGACACGUGUCUUUAGUCCCUUUGGUACGAUUGGAUUAUGGCACGUCUGUUUGAACGGGUUUAUCAAACCAAGAGAUCCUGUCAUGAAGUCAUACGUGGGUUGCUGGUGGAUUCAUUCAACAGAGUUUUCAGACAUUGAACAUUCUCUUCAACCCGGUAAUCUAUUUUAAAUUAUAUUUACUUAUUCUGUACCGUUGCUAUAUCAACUGUGUCAUACUAUGACAAUGACAUUCUUACACUCCAGCAAUGUGUACUACAAUUAAAACAAGGGUUAUUCUUACACUACUACUACAGCUAUUUGUACUACAAUUAAAAAACAAGGGUUAUUCAUCAAAAUCAAAGUGUACAAAUAUGAUAUGAUUAUUAUGACAUGAUGAUUCCAUUAAAUUGAGAGAGUUAGUGAAGUGAUAAUGUUGAGAUUAAAGUAGACUAGCUAUAUAAUGUUAUUAAUAAUAUAAUACAAAGUAUACAAAUAAAAAACAUUAUGGUUCCUGAUAUUUGAAAUUAUUAAACAUCAAAGUCAAAGAAUGAAAGUUGAAAGUCUCUAACAUUAAGAUUAAGGAUUAGGUCUUAGGCAACCAGUAUUAUAUGAUUAGAAUUGGUUUGGUAAUCAUCAAUGUUUAGUAAUAUUAAUAUUAGACACUUAGACUUAGUCUGCACAAAAUUAAGGUUUGAGGCACAUUGUCAUUAAUCAUUUAAUAAUACAUAUGAGGGUAGAUUACAAAAAGUAAAGAUAUUAAGGCUACCUUGCAUUUAAUUUUAAUGACUGUAUAAUGCAUUUAAUUUUAAUGACUGUAUAAUAUUAUAAGUAAAACCCCAAUUGUGGUGUUAUUGUGCAAUUUAACUGGCUAAUUAUUAAAAUAAGAAUUGUCUUGUGUGCUCUAUCAAUUAUUGUCUAAGGUUUCCAAACAAUUGAGGUUAUCCUUGUCCAGUUGAAAAAUGAGAUGGACUGUUACUUUAAAUUUCAGAGCCAGGAGGCAUGAUUUAAUUUCUUUUCUCCACACAUUCCAUACGGGUAGACUUUUCAUGUUUACUCACACUCACGCUAGUUUUUAGAAAAUUAUGAACAUAUGGAUAUUCCAUUCAACAAGUGAUUAUAUAAUACAAAUGUUAAUUUUUAAAAAUAGAUGUCAUUUUGAUAUGAGGAUAUCUCAUUUGAACAAAGUAAACAAUGACUUCUGUACCGUUCAAGUUAUUACUUUAAGUGAAAUCUUGCAUUAAUUUUUUUAUCCCUAGUAUGGUUUCGAUUCGUCCAGGCCUUCAGCAUCUUCGCCUUGUUUGGCGACCUGCUAGGAAUGAUCUUCACCUUGCUGUACCUCCCAGAAGGGACGAGGGGGUCACUGUACAAGAAAAGACCGCGCAUGUUUUUUAUCAACAGUGGACUGAUGUUAGGAGCAGGUCGGCAGAAAUUUAAAUUGAUAACAAUUAGUUUUAAAAUGUUUACUUCUAGAAGACUGGAAUGGGUCACCCUUCCCUGUGAUUUUUAUGAGAAAACUAAUUUGAAUAUCAUGAACAGUUGUUAUUCCAUUGUGUCUGGAAAACUAAAAAGCACUUUUAAAAAAAAAGUUUGCAUCAUCCAAGACCCGAUUGGGAUUAAAUAUAUACCCAGAUGUGUGAUAAGUGAAACAAUUGCCUGAAUAGAUUUCAAUUAAUUUUUAUAUCAUCAUUUUGAAAAUAGAAAUGAUUCUAAAUGUAAAAAUAAAACUAAUGGUUAAAAUAAUUGAUUGUGAGGUUGGGUGGUUAAAUGCUGUUUCCUGUUCAUUGUGCUUCUUAUCACUUGUAUGUCAGGAUGACACUUGUAGAUUCGGAUGACACUUGUAUGUCAUGGUGUCACUUUUAGGUGGGUGUGACACUUGUAUGUCAGGCUGACACUUUAGGUUGGGCUGACACUUGUAUGUCAGGGUGACACUUUAAGUUGGGUGAUACUUUUAGGUAGGUGUGACACUUGUAUGUCAGGGUGUGACAUUUGUACGUCAAAGUGACACUUGUAGAUGGGUGUAUAAAUUGUAGAUAUUUGUGACACUUAUAGGUGGACGUGUUAUGUGAGGUGGUUGUAUUAAGUUUAGGUGAGUUUGACACUUGUAGGCGCAUAUUUACAUCUACUUGACUGUGACAGUCAUAGGUGGGUAGAUAAAUUGUAGUUGAGUAUGAAAGUAUAAUUAACAAAAAUGUUGGAUUUCUUUGUUUGGACAUGUCACAUUUUAUUAGUUUAAAGUAACCUCACGAGCUCAUAAUGCCGCCGCCCCCCCUCGCCACCAGACCAUGCAGUGGCGCGCUGGGAACCUCCCCCAUGGCUUUGGGGACGUCCGGUCGUCGGAAAGCGCUUAGUUGAAAGCGUUCUCAGCCGAAUUUCCCGUGGCUUGGGCAGGUUUGCUUCCACUCCAGAGGGAAGGUGUUGCGUUACCAACCCCACCGCCCAGGGAGUUUUUCUGUCGGGAAGGGAAGCCGGGACGAAACAGUUGUUUAGGAGUGGCUUUCUCACGGCCACGUACUCAGUUACACAUGUCAGAUUCUCCUCUAGUGACAGAUUCUCCUAUUUGUUCCACAGCAUUCUUAGUGUUCCUAGUUGCGCUUGUGUUUGCUGAGAUGAGCAACGACUCUGGCUGGAUGCCCAGGCCGUGGAUGAAUUACCUCUCUUGGAGCUACGGUCUGGUUGUACUGUCUGGUUUCUUCUCUGCUGUGUCAGGAAUGUGUCUGUUUGUGCUGGCCAUGGUCUUCAAGGUCAGUCAACUAUGAUUUACUUACUGUAGAGUUUUGGUAAAGUCGAUAAAAAAUUGUAUAGUCACUUGAACUUUAUCAAACAAUGGUGUUAAGGUUGGCUUAUUAUACCUCAUUGUUUUUUUUUCUUUGCAUGGGGGUUAUUAAUUGUCUCUGUCUAGGCUUAUGAUUAUCAACAUUGGAGAUGAUGUCAUGUUUGAUAUAAUACUUAAACUUGAUAUUUCAGGAUAAGGAGGAUAAUGGUGAUCCAGGUGUGACGUCUGCCGCCGAACUUGCUCUGAGACGCAGAGAGCUCGAGAAGCAGGACGAGGCCAUGAGGGCCCAGCCGAUGGAGACCCAACAUUACGGUGGGCCGACCUACAGACAGCCACACUACCAGCAGCAGGCCGCCACCAUCGACAGGGACAGAACAGACUACGGCAAGGCUCCUUCAUUGGUCAGCGCAUCUCAUUACGGCAAGGCCCCAGUCCCAACUCCUUCAGUGGCGGGAUCGCAGGCCACGAGGGUGGGCGAGUCCUUUGUUUGAUGAAAGUGUGGCACAGUUACGGUUUUUUAAUGCAUGAAUGACUUGGCUGAUUUUCAAAGUGCUCACUUUUUUUGUCAAAAACUUUUUUCUUUUUUAAAAACCCUUAAACGUCCCAACCCCCCCCCCCUCCACUCCCUCCCACUUUGAAGUGGGGGAUGAUUCUGUGCAGAUUCAAACCAUUUUAUACUUCCAGUAAACAGCUGUAGAUGACACAGUUUUUUUUUGUUAUUUUUUAAUUGGUGUACUGUAAGAUAGGAAAUUUUAUCAAUGGGUUUUGUUUGCCCUGUGAGUAUGUUUAAAAGGGACAUUUGCAAAUGGAACUUUGACAUCGACACAUUUAGAUAAUUUCGUGCAAGGAGAUUAUACUCAAUAACGUUAGAUUGACUUGCUCUAUGCUGUUGUUGACUGAAGUGAAAAAGAGAUGAACCGUCGGCUGGAUGUUCUGACAAUGCCAUUCCAAUCUGUUUAUAAUAACUCAUGCGUUUCUUGAACAUUCCAUACAAGUUUUGUUCAGCAAAAAGUGAUGUGUGGUGGUAUGAAAGACAGCUCACUUACUCACAUGUUUGUAAAUAAUAUUCUUGUAUAUCCUCCUGUAAAUAGUUCAAUGUAUAUAGCAUUUAUUUUUUUUUAAAGAUUUAAUGCAGCACCAUUUUGUAACUAAUAUCUUUCUUAGAUCCAUUCAUUUUUUUUUUUUUCCAUCGUUUCUGUCUUCUCCAUGUUUUUGGUAUCAAAUCAGUGUUUUAUAGAAGUUUGUUAAUCUAUAAUCUCCUCUAUUUAUGAAAGUGUUAAAUAUUAGCUGAUUUUUGAAAUCCUGUGGAAAUAUUAAUCAGAACUCUCUAAUGUGUUGAGGGUUGUUUUAAGUUUAAGAGAGAUUAAUGGGGUGCAAGGGAAGGCAACUCUCAGUUGAUGAUUUAUGCUGAGAGUUUUUUAAAAUUAGUUCUAAAUUUGUGGCUUGUUUGUUUUCAUAUUGCACCAAAGGCUGCUCAAAUUGAAAUUUCAGCAUAUUUUUUGUUGUCUGAUUGAAUUUGAGUAUGUCAUGAUUGCGGAUCUGAUUUCAUUAACAUUCCUCAUAGCCUCUUUGAGUUGUAAGCAAUAGAUUUUUUGUUUUUUAGGGACAUCAUAUGACAAUAUUUUAGCUCUGUAAAUAAUUCAUCCUAUGCCUUAUCAAUGACAUUAAAGAUUUAACGCUAAAAGCU